ACCGGUUGAGUAAGCCAAGCCCAAGUGGCCAACCCUUUGACCUCUCCCCUCCGGCCCUCCCUCUCUUUCACUCUCUAGGAAAAAGAGAAGGAGAGAUUCUUGCGUGUUGUUCUUCUUCUGUUUUUAAGAAAAAUUUUCAUGUGUCCCCCUGAUUUCUUCCUCCCUCUCGCUCUCUCUCUUCCCCUAUAAAUACCCAUACUCGUAUCCGCUUAACUAUGUAAAGAAGACGGCCAGUUCCUGCAGAACUUCCUCUCCCUCUCUCUCUCUCUCCCCCCUUCUCUCUUUUUCCUCUCUGCAAUAUUUGGUUGGUUAGCUCCUUGAAGAUGGGGAGCAUCGAAAUGGGCAGCGAGAGGCUGACGGCCGAGAUGGCAUUCGACGUGCAGUCGAUGUCGGCCGGCCGCGCCAUCGUCGUCAAGAUCCGCAGGGGACUGCCGGACUUCUUGCAGUCCGUGAAGCUCAAGUAUGUCAAGCUCGGGUACCGACACGUGAUCAGCCACGCGAUGUACCUAGGGGUGCUCCCCCUUAUCUUGGCCGUCGCGGCGCCGGCGACGACCCUCGGCGCUUUCCGCAGCCUGGUGCUCGGUGUCUGGGACCGGCUGUGCCUAGACCUGGUGGCCACGGCGGCCUACGCCGCGGUGUUCGCGCUGGUUGCGGCGGUUUACCUGGCGAAGAGGCCGCGCAGCGUCUUCCUGGUGGAUUUCGCUUGUUACAAGCCGGAGGAGGAGCGGAUGAUCUCCAACGACGGCUUCUUGGAGAUGACGGAGAGCACGGGGUUCUUCAACGAGAACACGCUUCAGUUCCAGACCAGGAUCGCAAAGCGGUCUGGCCUUGGCGACGAGACGUACCUCCCCAGGGCCAUUACCGCCCGGCCGCCCACCCUCAACAUGAAGGAGGCGCGGCUCGAGGCCGAGGCAGUCAUGUUCGGCGCCCUUGACGCCCUUUUCGCCAAGACCGGGAUCCGGCCGGCCGACGUCGGCAUCUUGGUCGUCAACUGCAGCCUCUUCAACCCCACUCCUUCCCUCUCCGCAAUGAUCGUCAACCACUACAAGAUGAAGGAAGACGUCAAGAGCUUCAACCUCGGCGGGAUGGGCUGCAGUGCCGGCGUCAUCUCCAUCGACCUCGCCAAGGACCUCCUCCAGGCCAACCCCAACUCCUACGCCAUCGUUGUCAGCACAGAGAACAUUACCCUCAACUGGUACUUCGGCAACGACCGCUCCAUGCUCCUCUGCAACUGCAUCUUCCGCAUGGGCGGCGCCGCCAUCUUGCUCUCCAACAAGAAGAGAGACAGGGCGAGGUCAAAGUACGAGCUCGUCCACACCGUCAGAACCCACAAGGGCGCCGAUGACAAUAGCUUCAACUGCGUGUACCAGAGAGAGGACGACGAGGGCAACGUCGGCGUUUCCCUAGCUCGGGAGCUCAUGGCCGUCGCCGGCGAUGCCCUGAAGACCAACAUCACGACUUUGGGGCCGAUGGUCCUGCCAUUCUCCGAGCAGCUACUCUUUCUCUUCACGCUGAUCGCCAAGAAAGUGUUCCAGAUGAAAGUGAAGCCCUACAUCCCCGACUUCAAGCUGGCCUUCGAGCACUUCUGUAUCCACGCCGGUGGGAGGGCAGUGCUGGACGAGCUGCACAAGAACCUUCAGCUGACGGAAUGGCACAUGGAGCCGUCCAGGAUGACGCUCCACAGGUUCGGCAACACGUCGAGCAGCUCGCUCUGGUACGAGCUCGCCUACACGGAGGCGAAGGGGAGGGUCGGAAGAGGCGACAGAGUGUGGCAGAUCGCUUUCGGCUCAGGCUUCAAGUGUAACAGCGCGGUGUGGAGGGCUCUCAGAGGGAUCGACGCCGGCGAGGCCUGCUCCUCCAAAACCAACCCGUGGGCAGACUGCAUCCACCGCUACCCGGUUAAGAUUCCCCUUCCUUGAUUGUUCAUGGCAGCUGCUAGCUGCACAGUAGCACAGUGGCUUGGCCUCCUCUGUCCUUUUUUUUCUUCUUUUUCUUUUUUUUUUGAUUUUCUUUGUUGGUAUAUUGCUCCAUUAAUUUAUGGAGGAGCUUGGACGAUGGGGAUCAUCAACAACUAUUGUUAUGUGUCAGGUUUAGUGUUGUUGAUAUUCGCUAGUAAACAUGCUAGCACACAUCAAGUUCUUAAGAAAAAGCCAAAAAAAAAAUUAUUAUCAUA
Messenger RNA from Nymphaea colorata (pocket water lily), 2173 nucleotides. RefSeq names its product 3-ketoacyl-CoA synthase 1. Gene Ontology annotation, biological process: fatty acid biosynthetic process. Gene Ontology annotation, cellular component: membrane. The record is from RefSeq and is a predicted model, not a curated record. Bases 324 to 1919 code for a protein of 531 amino acids. Gene Ontology annotation, molecular function: acyltransferase activity, transferring groups other than amino-acyl groups. NCBI's taxonomy places the organism in Eukaryota, Viridiplantae, Streptophyta, Magnoliopsida, Nymphaeales, Nymphaeaceae. The transcript has a single exon.